Molecule: messenger RNA, 492 nt
Organism: Episyrphus balteatus (marmalade hoverfly)
Lineage: Eukaryota; Metazoa; Arthropoda; Insecta; Diptera; Syrphidae
Gene: Polr3K
Product: DNA-directed RNA polymerase III subunit RPC10
Exons: 2
Coding region: 161-487 (108 amino acids)
Biological process (GO): DNA-templated transcription; termination of RNA polymerase III transcription
Cellular component (GO): RNA polymerase III complex
Molecular function (GO): nucleic acid binding; DNA-directed RNA polymerase activity; zinc ion binding
Source: RefSeq, a predicted model, not a curated record
CUGACACUUCACACUGACGUUUCAUAUUCAUGCACAUUUUUUUUUAACAAGUUGAUGUAAUUUUGGAGUUUUGUUGCGUUUUAAAAAACUAUCACGUUUAUCUUUAAACAAAAUUAAACAAAUACAAAAACUAAACAAAUGACUUGUUAUCAAUUUAAUUAUGCUUCUAUUUUGUCCAACGUGUGGUAACAUUUUGAUGGUCGAAGAAGAUACAAACGGUCUUCGUUUUUCAUGUAACACAUGUCCUUACAUUUGCAAUAUAAAUAAAAAAAUUUCAACAAGAACCUAUCCACAUUUAAAGGAGGUGGAUCAUGUUAUGGGAGGAGCUGCUGCUUGGGAAAACGUAGACUCAACAGACGCCGAAUGCCCGGCUUGCUAUCAUAAGCGCGCCUACUUUAUGCAAAUGCAGACACGUUCUGCCGACGAACCUAUGACCACUUUCUAUAGAUGUUGCAAUCAAUUGUGCUCUCACACUUGGAGGGAUUAAAAAUU